Messenger RNA from Vanrija pseudolonga, 2025 nucleotides. RefSeq lists its product as uncharacterized. The record is from RefSeq and is a predicted model, not a curated record. The transcript has a single exon. Lineage: Eukaryota; Fungi; Basidiomycota; Tremellomycetes; Trichosporonales; Trichosporonaceae. The coding region runs from base 1 to 2025 and encodes 674 amino acids.
AUGGCGCUGAAGCUCGCGCACGCGCAUCUCAGCUACGCGCGCGACGUGCUUUCUCCGAGCUCGAGCUCGUCGUCUUCGCGCCAGACGACGUACCACGCCCUGCUUGCGGCCUUCCUGUCCCACCCGCACGGCACGCAGCCAGCCAUCUCCCUCCUCGAGCGUAUGAUGGAGGAAAAUCCCACUCUAUCCGCCGACACGCUGGACCUCGUCCUCGACUCGGGCGUGCUAGACUCUGCCGAGGGACGACGCCUCCCGACGGUAACGAACCCAACGCUUGCGCUACGCCAAGUGCGCAUACUCCUCCUCUCGGACUAUGGCCACGGACCAGCCCGAGCGCAGACGGCGCUGAAGCUAGCACACGCGCAUCUGAGCAGCUCGCGCGACGUGCCCCCUCCGAGCUCGCCCUCGUCGUCUUCGCCGCAGUCGACGUACCACGCCCUGCUGAAAGUCUUCCUCACGCACCCGUACGGCGGCCCACCAGCACUCUCCCUCCUCGACCGGAUGCUCGAAGAGUCCGUCCCCCUGACGGCCGAGAUAGCGGAGCUCGUCCUCCGCUCGGGCGUGCUCGACAGCGUCGAGCGCCUCCUCCCGCACCUCCCCAACCCGCUCCCGGCGCCGCUCCUCGCCCAAGUCCUGCACGCAAUGGUGCGCGAGACGAGCCCAUCCCAAGCACAAGUGCGGGACAUGAUCGACGCGUGCCUCGCCGUACAAGGAGACGACGCGCCGUGGCACUGGGAUCUGUGGGGGGUCUUGCUGGCCGCGUACCCCGCCUCCGACUUGCGCGGCGCGCUCGCCACGCUCACAGAGUUCAGAGGGCACGUGGUUGCCGAACAGGAGGCGCUUGGCGAAGCCUCCACCUUGUCCGACGAGCAAGUCGCGGCCGUCGUGGCCGCAUACACAACCGUGAUGAAGCUCUGGCUUCGGGCGCGGUACGCCGGCCCGUCCGCCGCGCGCGCGGCGCACGCGAGCCCGCCGUCCCGCCUCGCCGCGGACCUGGGCGACCUGCUCGGCGAGCAGCAGCCCCUCCCCGCGCCAUUCCUCAACGCGUGGCUCGCGGCCGAAGUAGCAGGGCACAACCUCGACGCCGCGGCGGGCGUGUGGACCCAGAUCAGCGGGCACAGCGUGUCGGAUAUCGUUGCCGGCUUGCAGCCACCGCGCAUGCCGGACCCGGGCAGCUAUGUGCUGCUGCUCAAGCUGCUCCGCGCCGCCCCGCCAACGACAUACGCGCACGUCGCGGAGCUCAUGCUCCAAUCACACGCGAACGCGCCCGCGGCGAACGCCCUCCUUGGCGCCAUCGCUAGGCGGGACGAUACCGCCGACAUCCCGCUCCUCCUCACGCUUGUGCGCGCGUUGCACCCGCGCAUACCGGACACGCGAACAACCGAUAUCGUCGCUUCUGGCGUCGUGCGCGCGCUCCGCGGCGCGAGGCUCGCGCGCGCGCCACUCCGCCUGCCUGGCGCGAUGCCGCCCUUCCCCGAUUCCGGGGUGGCGCAGGUGCGUUCUGGCCGCGCGGGGGUCGGCGCGGCCGGCGUGAGCAUGGACGAGUGGCGCUGGGUGUCGUCCGUGCUGGGCGCCGGCUUGCCACCACUGCCGCUGUCGCGCCCGCUCGCUGCUGUUGGCGGCGAAGCGCCACAGACGACGUCGGACGACGCGCUGGUGGUCGAGACGCACCGGCGCGUGUUUGGCGCCCAGGAGAGCGCGGCCAACGCCGCCAAGGUCCCCGCUGUGAUUGAGGCGCUUGGCCGGCUACUUGAGGUGCUCGUCGUCGCUGAUGCGCGGAGGAGCGGCGCGGAGGGGCCCGAUGACGAGGUGUUGGCCCUGGCGAUGGCGCCAGUUGAGAGGAUGUUGAGGGCGACUAGCUGGCAUCGGGACUGGCGGAAGCCGCGGGGCAGGAGGCGCGGGGCGGAGACGGAGACGGCGACGGAGGCCGAGACAGAGGCGGAGACGGAGCCCGACACGGCGACGACAACAGCAGAAGCAUCGGAGGCGAUAACCACACAAACAAUGACGACAGUAGACAAGUAG